This is a messenger RNA of Oncorhynchus keta (chum salmon), 3506 nucleotides long. Its product is annotated as golgin subfamily A member 6-like protein 22. The transcript has 7 exons. Bases 225 to 3506 code for a protein of 1093 amino acids. The record is from RefSeq and is a predicted model, not a curated record. NCBI's taxonomy places the organism in Eukaryota, Metazoa, Chordata, Actinopteri, Salmoniformes, Salmonidae.
UAAUAUAUUAGAGGCACUAUUAGAGGCACUAGAAAUGUAGGCAUUGAUGAAAGACACUGCAUAGGUUAAAUGCUUUAAUAGGAGUUUGAAUGGCUAUAAUGAACUGUUAAAAGUGACUUGCUUGAUGCCGAUGCCGUCUUUAGGUUGUUAAAGGACUUGUUUUCCUUUAGCAGCAUCCUGCAGGAUGCUAACAUUUACAAACUCUCUUUUAGAGCUCAUUCGUUAUGGAAGUGCACAGUAUUGGUCAGAGCGACUGGCAUGUUGAGGUGGGCCUGCUAAGGAAAGAGGUAGGCCUGCUAAAGCAAUGGGCCUGUAUGGAGGAGAUGAGACGGAUAGAGAGACAGAAGAUGGAGAUGUAUGUAGAAGAGAGAAAACAACAGGAUUACCAGCAACUGGAGAUGAAUAGAGAGAAGGUGUUGAAGGAGGUGGAGAGGGACAGACUUGAGAGGAUGAAGAGGGAGGAGAUGAAUCAAAUGAAGGAUGGAGAGUUGCUGUUAAUGGAUAUUAGAAUGAGGGAAAGGGAGAGAGGGAUGGAGGAGGAAAUGAGGAGGUUCAGGGAUAAAUCUGAGAGGCAGAAGGUAGAGAAACAGAUGGAGCUCCAGAAGAAGAGACAGGAGGAGAGAGAUGAGUGGGAGAUAUUUGAAAAUAAGAGAGUGGAGGAAUGGAAAGAGUUUUACAGGAAGGAAGAAGACAUCCGAAAGGAAGAGUCAUGGAUGAAAGCAGAAAGGAAGGCAAAGAGAAAGGUGGAAGAAGGAAAGAGAAAGAUGGGAGAAGAACAACAGAUGCUGAAAAAGCAAGCCAGUCUAACGGAGACACUGAGUGAUGGAAAGAGAAGAAACCUGGAAGAGAGAAAGGAAGAUGAAAAUAAUAUGGGAGAAAAGUGUGUGAAGGAAGCAAGGGAAGGAGACAGGAGAGAGCUCCUGAAUGAAAAGAGACAGAGACAGAUUGCAGAAGAAAAUUUGACACACAUGGAGAAACAAAUGAUGGAGAGGGAGGGGGAGAGGAAGAGAGAACUUGAGAGUCAGAUUAGAGAAGAUAUGAGAAAAAGAGAAGAGGAAAGAAAGCAUGAGGAGGAAAUUAAAAUGAGGAAACUGGAAGACAUGAAGAAUGAAAUGUUUGGAAAAAUUAGAGAGUUGGAGGAGGAGAGGAAGAGAGAACUUGAGAGUCAGCUUAGAGAAGAUAUGAGAAAAAGAGAAAAGGAAAGAAAGCAUGAGGAGGAAAUUAAAAUGAGGAAACUGGAAGAGGACCUAAUGAAAGAAAAGAGGCAGAGACAGAUUGCUGAAGAAAAUAUGACACAUUUGGUGAAACAAAUGAGAGAGCUGGAGGAGGAGAGGAAGAGAGAACUUGAGAGUCAGAUUAGAGAAGAGAAAAGAAAGCACGAGGAGGAAAUAAAAAUGAGGAAACUGGAAGACAUGAAGAAUGAAAUGUUUGGAAAAAUGAGAGAGUUGGAGGAGGAGAGGAAGAGAGAAUUUGACAGUCAGAUUAGAGAAGAUAUGAGAAAAAGAGAAGAGGAAAGAAAGCAUGAGAAGGAAAUUAAAAUGAGGAAACUGGAAGAGGACCUAAUGAAAGAAAAGAGGCAGAGACAGAUUUCAGAAGAAAAUAUGACACAUAUGGAGAAACAAAUGAGAGAGCUGGAGGAGAGGGAGGAGGAGAGGAAGAGAUAUCUUGAGAGUCAGAUUAGAGAAGAGAAAAGAAUGCACGAGGAGGAAAUAAAAAUGAGGAAACUGGAAGACAUGAAGAAUAAAAUGUUUGGAAAAAUGAGAGAGUUGGAGGAGGAGAGGAAGAGAGAACUUGAGAGUCAGAUUAGAGAAGAGAAAAGAAAGCACGAGGAGGAAAUGAAAAUGAGGAAACUGGAAGACAUGAAGAAUGAAAUGUUUGGAAAAAUGAGAGAGUUGGAGGAGAGGAUGAAAAAGAUGGAAAGACAGCAUGCAGAGAAGACCACGAUGGAGGAGGAGAAGGAGGAAAGAAAGAGGGUGGAAGACACACUGAGGAUGAAAGAGCUAAACAAGACAGCCUUGGAUGUGUGGGAAUUUCACUUUGGAAGUCAUGAAUGUCCAAAACACAGAAGUGAUUCAGAAUGUUCAGAUUGUGAUGACAGUAAAAGUGUCAAAGCACACCAGAAGAAGACAGACAAAGAGAAGAAUGAAACAAUGGAAACACUCCUGACCGAGGAAAAAUGUAAUAGUAGUGAUGAUGAUGAUGAUGGUUUCACUGAGAUUAAACAAAAGGAUGGACAUAAAAAUAUGCUUGUUGAGGAGAAGGUAGCUACAAAUUACUGUCAAAAUGAUCAACCAGGAAAAGUCAAAGUUCAAAAUGACCUGGCAGGUGACAUAGACUGGUCAGAGAGUGACUACAGCGAGAUUGAGGAAAUAAUCGAAAGUGACACUGAGGACAUUAGUGAAGAAAUAAAGGAAAUGGAUGAGGAGGUUGAAGAUAAGACAGAUAUUGAGAGUGAUGAGAGAACAGUAAGAAAUGUGAUAAGAAGUGAAUGUGAUGAUGAUAAGAGUGGGAAACCAAACAUGAAGAAAGGCAUGGUUGACAAAGACAAUACGGACAACAACGUUGAGAAAGAGAAAACAACCCAAAGCAACACAAAGAGAGAGGAGGGUGAGAGAAAAGAGGUUCAUCAAAGCCAAGACACAGAGAUAUACAAAACCAAUGGAGCGACAGAAUCUGACGAGCUCACUUUGGUUCCUGGAAAGGGGUCAGAUAGCAAUGACAGUGAGAGGGUCAAAUCCAACCAAGAGAAAGAAAAUGAUGACCAAAAGGACACAGGACAGUUAGAGAGUCAGGAGGAGAAGAAGGAGGACAGGAUACUUGCUGGAGCAGAGGGAGAGACUCAGCAUCCUCAGGAAGACCAAUCGGAAACAUGCAAAGAUUUUUCAAUUGUCGCAGCGGCAAUGGUUAAGACUCAAGGCCCAGACGAGGAUCAACUAGCAGUUGAAGGAAAGACUAACAACACUCAGACAGACCAGGCAGCAAAGGUCAAAGGUGAAAUGGACCUGGACAAUGACUGGUCAGAGAGUGACAGUCAGAUUGAGGAAAUUACAGCUGAUUUUGAGAUUGAUGAGGAAACAGACCAACCAGCAACGUGCGGAGAUUACUCCAUCUCUAUUGCUGAGGAGUUUAAGAUUCAGGACCCUGACAAGAAUCAACCAGCAAAACUCAAAGAUUCCUCCAUCUUCUUGGCUGGUGCUGAGGUCAAACAGACCCAGUGCAAAGAUGUCUCCUUGGUUGCUGCAACUGAGUCAAAGACUCUGAAACCUCAGGAGGAGCAGCCAGCAAAGUGUAAAGAUUUGUCUGUGUUUGCUGCAGCCGGAGGAAAGACUCAGGACUCAGCAAAGGUCAAAGGUGAAAAGGACCUGGAUAAUGACUGGUCAGAGAGUGACAGUGAGAUUGAGGAAAUUAUAUCUGAUUUUGAGAUUGAUGAGGAAACAGAGCAACCAGCAACCUGGAGGACAGACUCAGAACACUCAGACAGACCAGGCAGCAAAGGUCAAAGGUGA